AAAGAGGUACGGUCCUUUCCCUCUGACGAGUGAAUGGCGCCGGGCGUACCGCACAUGGCGUGCUGAACAAAAUCUUCGGGAUUUCAGUCUUAAAAUCCGUUACAAUCAAUUUCUUACAGGAAACUGAUCAAGAUUGGCAUUAAAUGCAUGAUACAGAGAACAUGGAGGCUGAAGCCGAGUUUGAAGAGGGCGAAGAGCCUUCAUUUAGUGAUCCGGAAGAUUUCGAAGAUGACAUCAGUGACCAGGAGCUUCUCGAAGACGUUAUGAGGGAGCGGCCACUGGAGGCUGAUGGCAUCGAUUCCGUGGUUGUGGUGGACAACGUACCUCAGGUUGGGCCAGAACGUAUCGAGAAGCUGAAGAAUGUCAUCCAUAAGAUUUUCUCCAAGUUCGGCAAAAUCACCAACGAGUUUUACCCUGAAGACGAGGGGAAGACCAAGGGGUAUAUUUUUUUGGAGUACACCUCUCCUAAUCAUGCCCUCGAGGCUGUGAAAAAUGCGGACGGGUACAAGCUGGACAAGCAGCACACAUUUCGUGUGAAUGUCUUCACAGACUUUGACAAGUACAUGACAAUCAGUGAUGAGUGGGAAACGCCUGAGAAACAACCCUUCAAAGAUUUUGGAAACCUGCGUCACUGGAUGGAGGAUUCAGAUUGCCGUGACCAGUACAGUGUCAUCUUCGAAGCGGGUGAAAGGACGGGCAUAUAUGCCAAUGAUGCCAAGGAGGCCAUCACGGCCGAGGAGAGAGCGAGAUGGACCGAGACGUACGUCCGCUGGUCCCCGAAAGGCACGUACCUGGCCACCUUCCACCAGAGGGGCAUCGCGCUGUGGGGUGGGGAGAAAUUCAAGCAGAUCCAGAGGUUCAGUCACCAGGGAGUGCAGCUCAUCGACUUCUCCCCGUGUGAAAGGUAUUGUGUGACGUUCAGCCCUCUUAUGGACACAAAAGACGACCCCCAGGCGAUCAUAAUCUGGGAUGUCUUGACCGGUCAGAAGAAGAGAGGAUUCCACUGUGAGAGCUCUGCCCAUUGGCCGAUUUUCAAGUGGAGCCACGAUGGGAAGUUCUUUGCCAGAAUGACUCAGGACACACUGAGCAUCUAUGAAACGCCAUCAAUGGGGCUCCUGGACAAAAAGAGUUUGAAAAUCACUGGCAUAAAGGAUUUCUCCUGGUCACCCGGCGACAACAUAAUUGCAUUCUGGGUACCGGAGGACAAGGACAUCCCGGCCAGGGUGACACUCAUGCAGAUACCCUCCAGACAGGAGAUCCGGGUGCGGAACCUGUUCAAUGUGGUGGACUGCAAGCUCCACUGGCAGAAGCAGGGAGACUACCUGUGCGUCAAGGUGGACAGGACCCCCAAGGGCACGCAGGGAGUCGUGACCAACUUUGAAAUCUUCCGGAUGAGGGAGAAACAGGUCCCUGUUGACGUCGUGGAGAUGAAAGAGGGUAUCAUUGCCUUUGCCUGGGAACCAAAUGGAAGCAAGUUUGCCGUUCUGCACGGCGAGUCCCCAAGAAUUAACGCGUCCUUCUACCACGUGAAGAACAACGGCAAAAUCGAGCUCAUCAAAAUGUUUGAUAAGCAGCAAGCCAACAGCAUUUUCUGGAGUCCUCAGGGGCAGUUCCUGGUGUUGGCUGGAUUGAGGAGCAUGAACGGUGCCCUAGCCUUCGUGGACACCUCCGACUGUACCUUGAUGAACAUUGCGGAGCAUUACAUGGCAUCGGACGUCGAGUGGGACCCCACAGGCCGAUAUGUGGUGACUUCCGUCUCCUGGUGGAGUCACAAGGUGGACAACGCGUUUUGGCUCUGGACGUUCCAGGGACGUCUCCUCCAGAAGAACAACAAGGACCGCUUCUGUCAGCUGCUGUGGAGGCCUCGCCCGCCCACACUCCUCAGCAUGGACGAGAUCAAGCUCAUCAAGAAGGACCUGAAAAAGUACUCCAAGAUCUUUGAGCAGAAAGAUCGACUGAGCCAGUCCAAGGCCUCCAAGGAACUGGUGGAUAAGCGUCGGACCAUGAUGGACGACUACCGCAAGUACCGCGAAAUGGCGACGCAGCAGCACCAGGAACAGAGGCCUCUCCGCCUGGAGCUGAGAGGAGGUGUAGACACCGAUGAACUCGACAGCAACGUCGACGACUGGGAGGAGGAGACCAUCGAAUUUUUCAUCAAUGAAGAAAUCAUUCCCAUCGGAGAUCUGUAAUCCCCACAGCAGCACCCGAUUCAUUGAAGAGGACACCAGUUACAUUGAGGGGAGGGGGGGGGAGGGACAAAAAAGUCCCGGUUUCAUUUCUUUAUUUGGGAAUUCCUUGCUCCAGCAUAAUCCUUGUCCGACAUCUAUUUAGUGCCUUUAAUAUUGGUCACUGCAGCAGGAGGAAUUUGGUUUUUUCUUAAACCCGUUCCAGAUUUUGAGGGGGGGGUGCGUGCCCUCUUUGCCGAACCACCCUGGCAGUGGUGCCAUCGCCGUGGCUUUCCAGCUUUCCUUUUUGUACCUCGUUUUUGGCUGUCCGCGCGUCACCAGCUUGGCCACCAGCAGGGAAAGAAGCCGCCUCGUCUCGGCACAGCGGGAACUGUUUUCACAUGGCCAAACGGAAUGAUGUGCGUUUGCUGCCAAGGAUGAGUAGAAGGGUCAAUGUACGUUUUAGCGUGCUGAAAUGGCACUACAGCUGGCUGUACCCUCCUCCGUUCAGAUUAUCUGAUAUUAAAUGCGCAACAAGGUAAUAAAGUACACUUAAAAUAU
This is a messenger RNA of Conger conger (European conger), 2726 nucleotides long. It is a transcript of the gene eif3ba, whose product is annotated as eukaryotic translation initiation factor 3, subunit Ba. Bases 144 to 2189 code for a protein of 681 amino acids. Lineage: Eukaryota; Metazoa; Chordata; Actinopteri; Anguilliformes; Congridae. Gene Ontology annotation, biological process: translational initiation. The transcript has 19 exons. The record is from RefSeq and is a predicted model, not a curated record. Gene Ontology annotation, cellular component: eukaryotic translation initiation factor 3 complex. Gene Ontology annotation, molecular function: translation initiation factor binding; RNA binding; translation initiation factor activity.